AUGUCUGUAGUCAUGGGCCCGACAGAAACUAGUGCAGGUACCGGUACAUGUUUCCUACAGCCCGUACCGGUCCAGCAGUUCGCCCAUCGGAUCUCUUCCCACAUUUAUCGGGUCGACUCCGGAAUUCUGUUUGCUGCAUGUGUCUUCAGCCUCGGCCGACCCACUCAUCCUCCGAAGUCCGACAUCGACUUUGAAUGCUUUGCCCACGUCGAGACUAGCAGGUUCACUGUGCAUGGAAGCGUCCGCACCGACCGAGGCAACUCUUGCGACGCAUGA
This is a messenger RNA of Plenodomus lingam JN3, 276 nucleotides long. The record is from RefSeq and is a predicted model, not a curated record. NCBI's taxonomy places the organism in Eukaryota, Fungi, Ascomycota, Dothideomycetes, Pleosporales, Leptosphaeriaceae.